This is a messenger RNA of Phalacrocorax carbo (great cormorant), 3238 nucleotides long. NCBI's taxonomy places the organism in Eukaryota, Metazoa, Chordata, Aves, Suliformes, Phalacrocoracidae. The record is from RefSeq and is a predicted model, not a curated record.
GCUUCCUUCUCCCCGCCCGAGAACCCGCCAUUUUGAAAACCUUGUUGAUUCCGGGAGAGAGAGAGCGCCAGUGACCGACCGACCGGCCGCGAGACGCGGAGCGGGCGUGUGUGUCCGUGUGUCGUGUCCGUGCCGUGUCUAUCUCGCUGCGCGCCGGGGUGACCGGCCCCGCCCCCUUCUCCGGUAACUGUCGCCUCCAGCUGCCGGUACUGCCGCAGCCGCGCCCGAGGAAGGAGCCAGAAGCCGGGGCUGGAGCUGAGAACCAUACACCAUGUCUUCUGUUGCUUCAUCAAAAGAAGAUACAAUGUCGUCUGAGAAAGCAGAUGAGAAACAACCUGAAACUGAAAACAAAGCUGAGGAAAGUGAUGAAGAUGAAGAAGAGGAAGAAGAGGAGGAGGAAGAAAAGGAAAAGAGUCUCAUUGUUGAAGGAAAAAGGGAGAAAAAGAAGGUAGACCGACUGACCAUGCAAGUGUCCUCAUUGCAAAAGGAACCUUUUACAAUUACACCAGGAAAAGGACAAAAACUCUGUGAAAUUGAAAGGAUACAAUUCUUUCUGAGUAAAAAGAAGACAGAUGAACUUAGGAACCUGCACAAACUCCUCUACAACAGGCCAGGCACUGUUGCUUCCCUAAAGAAGAAUGUGGGUCAGUUCAGUGGGUUCCCAUUUGAAAAAGGAAGUGACCAAUACAAGAAGAAGGAAGAAAUGUUAAAAAAAUUUAGAAAUGCAAUGUUGAAAAGUAUCUGUGAAGUUCUUGACUUGGAAAGAUCAGGAGUUAACAGCGAGCUGGUAACCAGAAUCCUAAACUUCUUAAUGCACCCAAAAUCUUCAGGCAAGCCAUUGCCAAAGUCCAAAAAAACACCAAGCAAAGGUGGCAAAAAAGAACGCAGUAGCACUGGAACAACAAGGAAAGCAAAACGCACCAAGUGCCCAGAGAUUUUGUCAGAUGAAUCCAGUAGUGAAGAAGAUGAAAAGAAGGAAAAGGACGACUCUUCAGAAGAAAAAGAAAGUGAAGAUGAGCCCCCUAGAAAAGCAUCUAAAAGAGAAAAAUCUAAAAAGAUUACUUCCAAAACCAAGAAAGCUAUGAAGGGUGCAAAUGUCAAGAAGGCAGACAGCAGCACUACUAAAAAAAAUCAGAACAGUUCUAGAAAAGAAAGUGAGUCUGAGGAUAGUUCAGAUGAUGAACCUUUAAUUAAAAAGCUGAAGAAACCACCCACAGAUGAAGAACUUAAGGAAACUGUCAAGAACUUGUUGGCCAAUGCAAACUUGGAGGAGGUCACAAUGAAACAAAUUUGCAAGGAGGUCUAUGAAAACUAUCCUAGUUAUGAUUUAUCUGACAGGAAAGACUUCAUUAAAAAAACAGUGAAAGAGUUGAUUUCAUGAUGUGAUUUGACUGUGGGAAAUGAAGAUUCCUGGUUUUAUGUUCCCAUGGAUUUGAAGAUCUGAUAGGCACCAGCAAAAGGAAUGUGUCUUACCCUUGUGGUAUUUAGUCAGAGCUGAUUCUGCUGAUUUAAUGUUACGAGUGUUGAUGUAAAUUGCUUUGUGUAUCUUUUUUUUUUUUUAAACAAAACUGCAUCUGAUGCAGUUUUUAGUUGAACAUGCUUAAGUUUUGUGCAUGGCAAUAAAUGUUCCCCUUUUUAUAGUUUUGUAAAUUUUGAAUUGCUUUGUAUAACUAGAUUGAUUAGAACAAUCGUAGCUUUUUAGUGUGGAUUACUAGCUUGCAGGAGAUCUUAAAAUUAAAAAAGACGAAAGCUGCUUAUCUGCACAUAUACAUGCAGAGACUGGAAUAUUGCAGUAUUGGUUAUAAAGAUAUUUUGAAUACAUAUCCAUUCUGAAAAUAGCAAGAGUUAGUCACAUAUUAAUGUCUUUUAUAUUCUAAUGCAUUCUACAGAUGCAGAAUUAUUCUAAAUAUCAAUUACUGUCUUGCAUGUGUAGGCACUGAGAACUGUCAAAGCAUGGUAACUAAUUGGCAUAUAGAUGUUAUUUUUGUACUUCUAAAAGGCUUUCUGUUGUGUAUAUAAAGCUAUUUCAGAUUUCUUUUGUGCAAAUCAGUUUUUAAAAUCUUGUUGUCUUAGGAUUUAUGACAUGAAAUGUCAGUGUUCAGCAGUGAGGCUGCGAUGAAAAGUGGUAUGCAUAAGUUUCAUGAAACUACAAACAAAUUGAUGUUUUAUGAUGUUUGUCCCAUCUUACCUUGUACAGAAACUAAACUGUAGUUUUAUACUUAAGCUUUUCAGCAUUUAACUUUGUAAAAAAGACUACAGAUACAUUUGGUUCAAUGGCUUAACAUAGUAAAUAAAAUCCCUCCAAAGGCUAUAGGAAAAUUUCUAAAGUUCACUUUGCAAAAUAUCUUUUAGUGUCUUGACUUGAUGGCCUAGCAUCUCAGAAGUGGGUAUCCCAGACAUACAGCUGGGAGGCUUGAUAGCUUUGGAAGCCCACAGUGGGGCUUCCGCAUCAGGCAGUGCUGAUGUGCGUGGUUAAGCUCUCUUCUGUAUGGGAAAGCUCUUCUGAACCUGGGCCUUGGUGCCUCAACAUGGACAAUGGUACUUUUAAGCCUGAGUCUUGAACUCUGGCCUACAGCUUUUUGGAUCAAAGUGAACUCCUAGCAUAAAUUUUUGUUGUGUAGGUUUCUGUUCUCUAUACACCUCGUUGCUAAUACGGGAAGUCCUUACACUUAAAAUCAUGAAACUAGUAGUUGCCAAAGUGUGGGCUGCUGUUAACGCCAUGAGCACGGAAUCACUCUGACUGUAGUAUUGCUGGAAGACAAAGCAUAUUUUUUUGGAUUUUAUUAUUGUACAGUUGAGAAAUAAGGGUUCAUAAAUGAUCUAGAUUCUGAAAAUGUUCAGCCAUUUAGACUAUUAGUCUUCACACACUUCUUGAAUUUUUGCGUGUAAUCCUUUAUAAUAAGGCUGAAUGUAAUGGGGGUUUUUUGUAUUCAAUAAAUGUCUUUCACAAAAAUGUAAAUCAAUUUUGAUGAUCUAACAUUUGCUUAAAUGUAUAGUAAAAAAAAAAUCUAUACAGAAACAAGGUUGUUGUCUUUGUCUCAUCUGCUAGAAACUAUUCAAGCCUGAUUCAUCAUCAGGCUUCUCUGCUUUGAAGAUACUAUUGCUGAAAUGUAUGUCCUUGCACUAGCAUAAGAUUUUAAGUCUUCUCUGAGGUUGGUUUAUUUGGUUUGGUUUGGUUUUCUCUGAACUACCUUAGCAUAAAAAACUCUUUAAUUUGCAAUUAAAACUGUAAAAAGUU